Molecule: messenger RNA, 652 nt
Organism: Hipposideros armiger (great roundleaf bat)
Lineage: Eukaryota; Metazoa; Chordata; Mammalia; Chiroptera; Hipposideridae
Gene: MLN
Product: motilin
Exons: 5
Coding region: 149-511 (120 amino acids)
Cellular component (GO): extracellular region
Molecular function (GO): hormone activity; motilin receptor binding
Source: RefSeq, a predicted model, not a curated record
UCCACCCGGCUGACCUCCUUUCUGAAGUCUCUGCACUCCUGCUCUCCCCACGCUCACUGCUCCGUGUCAGGUCUCUGCAGCUCACCUUCCUGCCCACCAUUCCAGACAUACCCACUUCCUGGGAUGCAGGAGGGCCAGCACUCAGGGCAUGCUGAGCUCCAGGAUGGUGUCCCGCAAAGCUGUGGCUUCCCUGCUGCUGAUUCAUGUCGCCGCUAUGCUGGCCUCCCAGACAGAAGCCUUUGUUCCCAUCUUCACCUACAGCGAAUUCCAGAGGAUGCAGGAAAAGGAGCGGAACAAAGGGCAAAAGAAAUCCCUGAGUGAGCAGCAGAGGUCUGUAGAGGUCAGUGCCCUGGACCCCGCAGAGCCCACAAAGGAGGAAGACCUAGUUAUCAAGCUGACUGCUCCUGUGGAAAUUGGAAUGAGGAUGAACUCCAGGCAGCUGGAAAAGUACUGGGCCGCCCUGGAAGGGGUGCUGAAUGAGGUGCUGCCGUCCCCUCAGAACGGCAAGUGACAGCCCACUCCAGGGAGAAGGUGGCCAGAACUGGGAGGCCCCUCCCAGCGAUGGAGGCCCAGGAAGUCUGCAGGGACCAUCAGCUGGGCUUGGAAAGAAGACACCCUCUCCCAACUAAAUCCCCCUCCAGCAAAUAAAAUU